Molecule: messenger RNA, 525 nt
Organism: Salvia hispanica
Lineage: Eukaryota; Viridiplantae; Streptophyta; Magnoliopsida; Lamiales; Lamiaceae
Source: RefSeq, a predicted model, not a curated record
AUGACUAGCUACGCCAAAUUUCUGAAGGAUGUUAUCUCCAAGAAGAGGAGAUGGGUAGAGCACGAGACCGUCAACUUGACGGAGAGCUGUAGUGCCAUUAUCCAGAAGAAAUUGCCCGCUAAGAUGAAAGAUCCUGGAAGCUUCACUAUAUCGUGCAUAGUGGGGGAUAGCCAAGUGGGCAAGGCACUAUGUGACUUGGGAGCGAGCAUUAAUCUUAUGCCGUUCUCGUUCUUUCAAAAGUUGAAGAUUGGGACAUUGAGGCCCACCACCAUCACACUCCUGAUUGUCGACCGAUCUGUGUCGUAUCCGAGAGGGAUUGUUGAAGAUAUACUCGUCAAAGUCAAUGACUACAUCUUCCCUGUGGAUUUUGUGGUGCUUGAUAUGGAGAAAGACUGGAAUGUUCCUCUUAUACUGGGAAGACCUUUCCUAGCUACAGGCAAGGCAAUGAUCGACGUGCAUAAGGGAGAGCUCACACUCCGACUCAAUGAUGAGAGCGUCACAUUCUCCAUCUACAAUGCAAUGUAG